Symbiodinium sp. CCMP2592 is the source of this 3735-nucleotide messenger RNA. The record is from the annotation of a GenBank genome assembly. NCBI's taxonomy places the organism in Eukaryota, Dinophyceae, Suessiales, Symbiodiniaceae.
AUGAAGGGAUUCGGACUGCUAACAGCUGUCCGAGUUGUCUCGCCGACAGCUGUGGUGGCAGUGAAAGGGGAUCGCUUCUUGCCAUGCCUGGUGCACGCAGCUCGAAUGAUUCGUGGCAUUUCAGAAACUCCUUGUCUAAGCUAUGUCUGCCGCCCUGCUUCCUCCAGAGGUGGAGCGUGCGUUUCGGCAGAAGCCUGGGCUACGAGAAUCUUUGGACGAGGGAUGGUUCCAGUGUGCUUUGCGCAUGGCGCCCACGGCGCGCUUGCGCGGCUUGUUUUGUCCGUAUUGUUGACACUGGCAAGUGCGGGCGAUGGCAUACCCAUCAAAGAGAACUGGCAGGAUGUGUGGCGAACCGAUGUCACCAAGUGUACAAAGGACAACCUGGCCAUGUUCACCGAUGCCAAGGGAAAGCAGAGAACCAGGAGGUUGGAGGAGAUGACGAAGAUCAUUGCCGACCGAAUCGUAGCCAAGACAGCGCGAGAGGAGGCAGAGAAGAGGGCAAAAGAGAGCAAGGCGAAGGCGGGCCAAGCUUCUGGUCGAAAGCUCUCAAAGAAAGAGAGGAUGAAGCAGGAACUGAGUGGACACCUGGGCCAGAUGUUCGGUGAGUUAAAGGACAGCUCGGCCGCUGACGCCAAGAAGGAUGAGGAGAUGUACCAGGCAGUCUUCCAGCAAGGAGAGCAGAUGAUCCACCGCAUAGCGCAGCAGGCCAAGCUGCCGAUGAACACCGAGGUGACGCUGCGCGAGUGGUGCGACAUGGCUUGGCGUGCUGGCCGGUUUUCUCCACUGGAUCCGGACAAGCCCAAAAAGGAGGAGGACUUCCCGGACGAGGAUGCAGAGGCAUCAGGGACGAAGUCAGGUGGCCGGGACCCUCCUGGUAGCCUGCAAGUUCUACCUGCAGCAGUCGACUUCGAUGCCUACAUUACGCUGCUGCAAGAGUGUCCCGAGAUUUGUGGAAGCUUUGCGCCGGAGAAAGAUCGGAAAAUGGAAAUCUCCAGGGUGAUCGAUGAGCUUGCCUCGAAGUCGGAUGUUCGGAACCCAUCGGCAUUUGUGUCGUCAACGAUCGCGAAGUACCCUAUGCUGCGCCCAAAUCUACGGCAGCACAAUGCCAACUUGAUCUCUGGUGCAGCUCCACCCAGGAGUAUCUACGAGGUGCUUCAAAGACACCCUGGUUUGGAAAAGGCACUGGAUGCAAUCGCCUUGCGGCGCUUGGAGGAGGUGGACAUCGAUCGUGCGGCGGACCUCCUCGACGACCUAGCACAGCGGCGGGGCGUCCGAAAUCCGUCAGCGUUCAUCGUGCACGUGCUCGGAAGGUCCACUCCGGCUUAUGAUGAGCAAGAAGGGGAGGUAGACCGAAUCCUUCAGUCAUAUCCUCACAUCCGUGAGCGCUUGGACAGCCAGGCUCUCAUGAAGCUGUCCGAUGCCGACCCGGGGCGGGUGGAAGAGAUUCUGCAGGAUAUGGACAGCAAAGGUGAUGUGCGCAACCCCUCUGCAUUCAUUGUGAAGGCGUUGUCCUCCUUCCCUGCACCGCGCCACGAUGCCAAUCUCCCACAUCGGCAGUUGCCGGAACCGGAGAUGCAGAAUGUGGGCGGUUCACAGAUGACAAUCUACGACGUGCUCGACAGACACCCCGGUUUACAACAGGCACUCGACGCAUCCGCCUUGCAACGUCUUGAAGAGGCAGAUUUCGCUCGAGCAGCCGAUGUUAUCGAAGAGCUGGCACUGCGACCGGAUGUGCGAAACUGCUCGGCCUUUGUCGUGCAAGCACUGAGGCAUGCCGUCGCUCCGACGUACGAUGAUCACGACGGGGAGGUAGACCGGAUUCUCUUGAGAUAUCCAGCCAUUCGUGGGCGCUUGGAUAGCCAGGCGCUAAUGAAGCUGGCUGAUUCUGACCCAGCGCGGGUUGAAGAGAUUCUGCAGGAUAUGGACAGCAAAGGUGAUGUGCGCAACCCCUCUGCAUUCAUAGUGAAGGCGUUGUCCUCCUUCCCUGCGCCGCGCCACGAUGCCACUAUCCCCAAUCAGCAGCCUCCGGAACCGGAGAUGCAGAAGAUGGGCAACUCGUGGAUGUGGCAGGACGAGAGUCCGCUCCAUCAGCUGUUGAGCUCAGAUCCCGGACUCCGGGAAGCACUUGACGACGGAGCGAUGCGCGCCUUGGAGGCAUGCGAUCCAGAGCGAGCUUUGGAAGUGGUUGAGGACAUCAUCAAAAAGGGCGAUGCCAAAGCCCCAUAUCAAUGGAAUUUCUUGGCCCCGUGGCACACGCUCAGAGGAACUCUGGACGAGGCCAGCGCAGCCACCACCACCCGUGGCCAUCCCUCGCCCCUCGGUGAGAUCGCCGCCUUGGGCCAAGUGGCGUUGGUGGGAGUUCAUCUGGCUCUGUGCUACUUGGCGGCGGCGCAUGGCUCAGCCGAAGGGAACAUUCGUGGCACUUCCCAUGCCAGAUUCCUCGACGUUCAGUACUUCAACCGGACAGAUGUGGACAGCCUCUUGGCACGGCAGAUGACUCAUGACCUGAAGAACACCCCGCGACUUCGGCAUCUUCGUGUGGACUUGGAGCCGAUUUUCCGGACCCUCGCCAAAACGCCGAAUGGUGGCCUCAGCCACCAAGCAGCCAAGUAUGCACUCUUCCGAUUCUUCCUCCACGAGCGCAGCUGGCUGGUCAAGGGCAUUUGGCAGACACAGCCGGAGCGGCUCCGCAAAGUUUGGGAGAGUUGGGUUCCGUCGUACCUGCAGCAGCGCUUCGAAGAGGCCAAGCAGAGCGAAGGUGCAUCCUUGGACGACUUGGUUGAAAUGAUCGCGGUCAUUGAAGAUCUUGUGCAACAGGAGUCCCGGAAACAGAUGGCAAAGGUCUUUGAGUCGCUGGACCUUCCCUUGAAUGGUCCGCUAAGUCGGGCAGAUGCCGAUAUGGCAGUCGACAUGUACCUUCUAGUGGUUUUGACUGCGCAGAACCUCACGCUCGCAGAGCCGGCCAAGAACCGCAAGCGCGUGGGCAGACUGCAUCGCACAGUGGAGCACGGCGAGGCCCUGAGGUGGCUACGGCAUUUGGAAGACAGGAUUCUCGUGGAGCAGGGCAAUGUCUAUGACUUCGCGUCAAUCAGCAAAGUUGCAGAGGCUUUUGGGCUGGAGUUCCCGAGCUUCAACGACAAGGAAUGCUCGGAUCUCAAGGCACGGCUCGUGUCCAUGGAGGGUGGAAGCCGCAAACCUGGCCGAAUACCCUUGACAGACUUCUAUGGAAGCAUCGCAUACCGGCACUGGAACUUCUCGGAGAGCCCAGACUACCUGCGAGACCUGGGCGUGCUGGACGAAUCCGAUCCCCAUCGGCCACAUGUCAUCUUGGCAAACUACAUCACAAGCUACAACAACUGCAUGCGAACGGAUGGUUUGUACGCGAUUUGCUGCCGCAGCGUUUGCGGAGACAUGAUGAGUGCCAUCGAGGAGCAGGCACACUCUGGCUCUGCUUGUGCAUACGGCCUAGCUUGUCACAUCGUGCGGUGCCUCUACAGCCAAACUAAAGCACAAGUAGUUCCCGUGCAUCCUAGAGGCUUUGCAUGUUGCGAAGCCCUGCAGCACUCAACGCAAUCUCCUGCAAGCCUGGCGCAAUCGCUACAACUAGCUCACCAUACGUCGUCUGCACAGUCUGGCGAUGAAGCCGUAUGCUUCGCAAAUACCCGCGAGUCGAAACUGUUGUACUUCGUAGCCAUUCUGGCUGAAGAAAUUCUGGCUCUCAGAAGCUCCCUGUAG